Messenger RNA from Fragaria vesca subsp. vesca, 972 nucleotides. RefSeq names its product enzymatic polyprotein-like. Bases 1 to 972 code for a protein of 323 amino acids. The transcript is spliced from 2 exons. NCBI's taxonomy places the organism in Eukaryota, Viridiplantae, Streptophyta, Magnoliopsida, Rosales, Rosaceae. The record is from RefSeq and is a predicted model, not a curated record.
AUGAUCCUAGAGGGUGUAGAGGGGAACACGUUGAGGACAUGGAUAGACUUCAUAGUCAUCGACUGUGACUCAUCUUACAACGGGAUACUGAGGAGGCUGGCCCUGUGGAAGAUAAAGGCUUUCAUUGCUGGCCACAUGCUGAUGAUGAAGCUGCCAUCCCCUGCGGGUAUAGUGACGAUCCGAGGGGAUCAGCUGGCAGCGAGAGGAUGCUAUGCCAUCAACCAAGAUAAUGGAAGGAGAAGGGUAGAAAUAUUAAUUUCAGGGAGCCCAAAGACCCUCACGACGGAUGCCUACGAGGAUCCAAGGGUUAAUGCUACAAUCGAGGGUACCGAGGCCAAGAGGCCGGGAUCCGUUGAGGAAACAGAGUUGAUUUGCAUCUCGAACGAGUUCCUUGCGAGGACAACAAAAAUAGGGACGGGGUUGCCUCCUAGAGUGAAGGAGAAGCUCAUGUGCUUCCUAAAGGCCAACAACAAGGCAUUUGCCUGGUCAUAUGCAGAUGUCCCCGGCAUCUUGAGAGAUAUAGUGACGCACCGACUGGGAAUCCGAAAAGGCAUGCCCCCGGGAGAGGUACAGAGGCUGUUGGACAUCCAAUUCAUCAAGGAAGCUAGGUACCCGCAGUGGUUGGCCAACGUAAUCAUUGUCCCUAAGAAAGUAGUAGGGCAGUGGAGGAUGUGCGUGGAUUACACGAGUCUUAAUAGGGCUUGCCCUAAAGACAGCUUCUCGUUGCCACGAAUAGACCAACUCGUUGACUCCACCUCCAGGUUCAAAAUGCUAAGCUUCAUGGACGCAUACGCUGGCUACAAUCAAAUAAUGAUGGACACAGCAGAUGAAGAACACACCGCGUUCACCACCGACAAGGGAAUGUACUAUUACAAGAGGAUUCCGUUCAGUCUGAAGAACGCAGAAGCAGCCUAUCAGCGCCUGAUGAACAAAAUGUUUGCUAAGCAACUGGGAGUAACCAUGGAGGUGUAG